CCUGGAGUCUACUCUUCAUUUUCCGUUUGCUGAAUUCAAAUGUCGUCACCAUUCGAGGACGCACUCAAUGCCUACCUCGAGACAACACAGCCGACCGCUGCUCCACAGCUUCUAGACGGAUUCGCAGUCUCCGCCGAUCCACGCUACGCGUACAACGCUCAGACCGGGCUCUGGCUAGAUAUUGCAUCGAACACGGUGUCGUACUAUGACGCCAAAACAUGCACAUAUGUGGCAGUUGACACUCAGGACAAUACUCAAUCGUCAGACUGGUUCGAGGGCGUUGUGCGGCUGGUUGUCGUUGACUCAGCGUGCUUUAGUCCUGGCCAGGCUGCUGAUGUUGAUAUUGUGGAGGGCUUGAGUAUCGGCCGUGAUGAACAUGAGGCCAGUAUCACGCCGCAUCUGCGAGUUCCCGAGAUUUCUGUGUCGCGGUUCCAUGCCCGGAUCUAUGCUGAGGACAUAACAGAAAGCGAGACCGUGGACAAUUGCGUUGAGGUGGGGUCGGAGGACGGAGAAAUCGAAGAACAGGAAGAAGAUGAUGCAAAAUAUUCAGAGGACGGCGAAUGUUCAGAUCACGAGGUAGAGGCCAAAACCGAUCCACAUCGUCUGCUCACUCUGUAUGUCGUUGAUCAGGGCUCCACGCAUGGCACGUUCAUCAACGAGGAACGGCUCUCGGAGCCAAAGUGUGCUAGCAAGCCUCAUGUGAUUGCGCAUAUGGACAGGGUAUCGUUCGGGCAGUGUGUAUUUGAACUGCAUGUUCAUGAGCAGUGGGCAUGCGCACGGUGUAGCGCAUCAGAACACAGCGAGAUCCCAACUCGUUCUUUUGCUUCAGCAAUGCAGCCUGAGGCGAAGAGUACGAAGUUGGUACCAGAUAUUCAGCAGGAGCGGAUCGAGAACCUAAGGGCUCUAAAGCGAAAGUAUAUGUCCAACAAGGGAUAUCAUAGGCACACGACUGGUAAGACAUAUACAGAUCGGGCAAAGCUGCGACGGAUGCAUCAGCCAACGCAGUUACCUGCACAACCAUAUUCAGACAUGGACGACCACACGUCACUUUCAGACGAAGGUGAUGCAUACGAGUUUACGGGCAACAGCGAGCGAGCAGGGCUGGGUCUACAAAACAUGUCUGAUCAAGACCGACGAGAGUACAAGGUAACCCGGCUGACGCGCGAGCGAUAUAUGUCUUCGUAGCACCUUUAUUUCCAUACUAGAAUUGCUCUGCUCGCGAUGCGAGCUCGGCUGCUAGUCAGCAUGGGUUGACACGUCGAUAAGAGCAUCACGG
This is a messenger RNA of Linderina pennispora, 1276 nucleotides long. RefSeq lists its product as uncharacterized. The record is from RefSeq and is a predicted model, not a curated record. The transcript has a single exon. NCBI's taxonomy places the organism in Eukaryota, Fungi, Kickxellomycota, Kickxellomycetes, Kickxellales, Kickxellaceae. Gene Ontology annotation, molecular function: protein binding. The coding region runs from base 40 to 1185 and encodes 381 amino acids.